UUGUUUGUACGUAUUCGAUUAAUUUGGUGCGUUUGUUUUAUUUUACAUCAAAGUUUAAAGACAAAGUCCUUUCCAGGAUGGCCUUAAAAAUAGAUGAAAUUAUGGACUUGUCAUUGGAUGAUUAUAUUGCCAUUUCCAAAAAGUCCACAAACAACAAUGCCGUUACAAACAACAACAAUAACCACGAAAAAAUCACGCUCGAUGGCAAUAGCAAUGAUGCUAAAUUUGGUCGCCGAAAAGGUAAUAUAGACGAUGAAGAAGAUGAUGAUGAAGAUGAUAUGCUGAUGGUACCACCUAAAGAAGAGUUAGAGGAGGAUCAACAUAUUGAAGAAAUUGACACUGGUAUUUGGAAAGGACCGGAUUCGUCGAUAUCCUACUUAGAUUGUCAUGAUAGGCAAAAUGAUUUGCGCGAUAAACUUAAUAAUAGUAAUAACAAAAAUUCGUACGCUAAAGUCAGUUCGGUACAAUAUCGCAUGAUGGCACCCAAUACUGCUGCAAAUAGACCACGUGGUAUCCCUACGUUGCUGCCGUUGGAUGUAGAGGUUAAUAAUAGAAAUUGGGGGUUCAAUAGAAACGGUGGUAGACGUAAUAGAGGUAAUCGAGGAAAUCGUGGUUAUAAUAAUUUCCAGAGGGGAUUUAAUAAUGGUGGUAAUAACUUUAAUGAUGCUGUUAAUGGAUUAGGUGGUGUAAGUAAUGGUCGAGUACAAAGGAAUCGAAAACAGGACAUUGAAAGCAAAAAUCUUCGUUUCUCUGUUGGCAGAAACAAUAAUUGCAACAAUAAUAAUCCAAAUGGAACUUGUAGUCCACAUCCAGCUCAAAAUAUGAUUAUAGAAACUCCCAGUAACUGUAUAAACUUAAUACCAAGUCCACCAUUAAAUUCAAGUUUUCAAGUUCCUCAACAUGCGGCACCUGAACGUCAUAGUAAUACUAAUAAUAAUGGGUCACAAUCUUUUCCGAUUGGCAACUUAACGCCACAAGCUGAAGCUGCUUUAAAUUUAAAUUCGAAUGGAAUGCAGACCCCAAAUGUACCUGGAGGCAGCAGUAAUGAAAGCCUUAAAAGUUUAUUGGGUUUUCAGGGGAAUGUUUCGGGUGAAAUGAUGCCAGUAUUUGCUUCGCGUUUGAUGGAUUUUAUACAAAAUGGUUUGCAAAAUCCAUCAGUACAUAAACCAGUUUAUGAUAUGAAAAUACAAAAGGAUAUACAUGAAAUUCAGAAAAAACCAUUGCUUUAUAAAUGCCCUGGCGGUGAAGUUGUAAGUUCUGAUGGGGCUGGAGUUAAUUGCAAAAUAAUACCACGCACAAGUGGUGUAUCUUUAAAUUGUCGCUUUGCUUAAGAGGACGCCAAAUAUCUAAAAAACCAAUGAAUUUUUU
Molecule: messenger RNA, 1368 nt
Organism: Calliphora vicina (urban bluebottle blowfly)
Lineage: Eukaryota; Metazoa; Arthropoda; Insecta; Diptera; Calliphoridae
Exons: 4
Coding region: 78-1331 (417 amino acids)
Source: RefSeq, a predicted model, not a curated record